AUGGCCAUCUCUCUUGCAAACAGCAGCUGUAGCCCAACGCGACUGGGUCUACUUCUAGACGAGAAAGGGUCUCAGAAGAAGCAGAGCAUGUGGCAUCGAUUGGGCCUGCGACGAUGGCUGGGCCGCGACGAUCGAGACUCUCCGGAGAACCAGCACGACCAAUCUUCCCCCCACAGCCGCGCCGCCUCCGUAGACAGCAACCCGCGCGCCAGACAUGAUAACCUGACCCGCCGGCUGUCCCGCCGGGUGGGCGUUGGUCUGCCGCGGUCGACGGCUUCCAAGCGCCAAAAUCCCGAGCGUCGCGACCGCCUGGCACCUCUCGAGCCCGACCACCGUCGCGCCCAGUCCGCCGACCGCAGUCCCUCCAGCGGGCAACGAUCCCAGUCCCCACUGCCUCCGUCGGGCCCACGACUCUCCGCGCCAGAGGUUCAGUGGCUCGGCCCGACGCCCACAACCACGGUUGACGAGCCCCUCGAUCCCUUCGAAUCCCGCGAGUCCCUCGGGACACACCCAGAGAGCGUCCCCCAGGCAGACUGGGAGGCCAACCUGCCAACCGAGUCCCCUGAGGCGGAAGUGCCGGCGUUGACGCCCGCACCGGCCGAAAUCGAUAUGGAUCUGGAGAAUCGAUGGAUCCUGAAUCUGAGCAUGCACUUCCGGGACCGGUCCGAGCGGGAGAAGUUCUUCAUUACCUACGUGGAAAACCCCUAUCAAUGGCGACGAGUGACAAUUUCGUGUGAUUACCGGGAUGCAGCCCCAGAUUCGCUAGAGCAGGACCUCAAGGGACUCCGGUAUCAACGAGACAAAAGUGCCCGCAUUUACGAAUCCAUUCGCGAAUCCCUCCCCGAAAUCCAAUUCUACGACACCGUGACGAACCUGAAAGUCGAGACGCGCGACGGCCGUCUUCAUGUCCACGUCACAGAGGACGUGAACGAAACGAUUCCCUACCCACCCAUCUCCAGUGUCGGCCACCUCGCAGGCGCUCGCUGUGUCCCGGAAACCCUCCUCCAAUUCGACUCGCAUCUGUCCGGAUUUGUCUACAAAGUACAGCACGAUGGGCAGGACUUCAUCAAAAAGGAAAUCCCAGGGCCAGAUACCGUUGAUGAAUUUCUCUAUGAGAUCAACGCUCUUCACGCUCUGAAUGGCGCACCCAAUGUGAUACAGGUGGGAGGAAUUGUGGUGGACGAGCACCAUGAAAAAGUCAAAGGUCUGCUGAUCAGCUAUGCGGAAAAGGGUGCGCUGGUCGACAUUCUGUACGAACAACGUGGACAAAUUUCCUUCGCUAGACGGGAGCGGUGGGCCAAACAAAUCGUCCAGGGUCUCUGUGAGAUCCACGAAUCGGGCUACGUCCAGGGCGAUUUCACUUUGUCGAAUAUUGUGGUGGAUGCGGACGACAACGCUCAUAUUAUCGACAUCAACCGCAGAGGCUGCCCUGUAGGAUGGGAGCCCCCAGAGAUUGCCGAGAAAAUCGAAAGCAAUCAACGGAUCUCCAUGUACAUUGGUGUCAAAACAGACCUCUACCAACUCGGCAUGACCCUCUGGGCGCUAGCGAUGCAGGAGGAUGAGCCUGAGCGACAGCCUCGACCGUUGUUCCUAGGACUUGAUGUGGACGUCCCCGACUAUUAUCGACGCAUAGUCGAUAUCUGCCUUAGCCCAACUCCCCGACACAGAAUGGCUGCUAAAGAACUACUGUCGUUCUUCCCCUUGAACCUUUUCUCUCCUCAAGCCCCCCGACUUCGGAAUCCAGCAAUGCACCUUCUCGCCAAACACCAGAAUGUCGGUCACCCGCCCGCGAGAGCCGCGCCUAACUCGUUUGCCCCUCUCGGCUCCUACAAGUAUCCUAGUCCAGAGGGUAUCUGCCCUCCUUUGUUUCACGACCACCCCGAUCAAGGGAAACGAUCCACCGUAACUCUGGCCGACUCAAAUGACGCAGUCGCUUUCCCAUCUCGGCAUUCAUCAGCAUCGACUCUGAAUCAACAUGAAUCCAACGGUCUGGACAGGUGCUGGGACGAGACUCCCCCAUCUCCUACCUUCGACUCUAAACCCGACCUACCUACCGAACAACAAAUACAAAAUGCCGUACCUUCUGUGUGGGCAAAUACUGUCAGCCCGGGAUUUGAUCCAAGGGCCACGGAAUUGGAAGAAUCUCGACCACAAUCCUUUGAAUCACGAACUGAUUCCGAUGAAUCAGGUGGCUAUCAACGUAUCCCUGUCAGCAAAGAGGUACCAGCUGUGCCUACUCAACUAAAGGCCUCACAUGAUUAUCUCAAUUCAAUUGCGGUCGAUGAAUCAGUACUGAAUGAACCUGACCCUGUCUGUGAUGAAAUAGCUGAGUCAGUUAGCGAGAAGAGUCACGUCUGUAUCGCGGAUUCUCAAAACCCCAAGGUUACUGAUUCGGCAACCUCGCUUUUUCUCUCGGUCCUGCCUAUCAAUCCUGCCCUUUCCAAGCGCAAGUCAUUCCCGCCGGAUCUGAAAAGCAUCCAAUACCCCAGCGUCUCCUCUAGCCAGCCCGAACCGGCACCCCUUCGACUGGUAUCUUUGCUUGCCGAGUCUCGACUUCCCAUCAAUCCUGCUGUGGUUCCUGCUGUGACUUCCUCUGUUGUUUUACCCAACCAGGAACCUUCCACUGCGGGAUCAAAGACUCCCACGUCUUUUAACUCAUCUUCGGCUCAGAUUGAAGCUGCACCCUGUGGAGUGAAUUCGCUCCUCUCAGAGUCACAGUUGCCUAUCAAUCCAGCUGUAGGCCCAUCAGAACCCAGGUCCUCCCUGCGGCCCUUAAUGGGCAAGCUGGAUCCUGUCACUCUUCCCGCUCGACGCGAGGUCCUGUUUGAUCAAUCGGCGUCUUUUCUUUCCGAUUCCCGACUCCCUAUCAACCCCGCGGUGGGAGGAUCUUGCAACGAGCCCAUCCCGCCGGUUUCAGCGGACAACCAGCAUUCCGGCAUAUCUAUCCCCCAGUCCGAGCCUGUCCACCAUUGGAUGGUCUCUCUCUCCGAGUCCAGGCUACCAAUUAACCCUUCCUAUAGAGGAAGACUCUCGACUCCCUUCUGA
Molecule: messenger RNA, 3045 nt
Organism: Penicillium argentinense
Lineage: Eukaryota; Fungi; Ascomycota; Eurotiomycetes; Eurotiales; Aspergillaceae
Product: protein kinase family protein
Exons: 1
Coding region: 1-3045 (1014 amino acids)
Biological process (GO): protein phosphorylation; signal transduction
Cellular component (GO): cytoplasm
Molecular function (GO): protein kinase activity; ATP binding
Source: RefSeq, a predicted model, not a curated record